Lachancea lanzarotensis is the source of this 1746-nucleotide messenger RNA. It is a transcript of the gene BOP2, whose product is annotated as LALA0S04e09318g1_1. The transcript has a single exon. The coding region runs from base 1 to 1746 and encodes 581 amino acids. NCBI's taxonomy places the organism in Eukaryota, Fungi, Ascomycota, Saccharomycetes, Saccharomycetales, Saccharomycetaceae. The record is from RefSeq and is a predicted model, not a curated record.
AUGCGAUUGGCAGACGAGGCGUUGAAAACACUGGUAGCACCAAAAGCCGGCAAAGAAGAAAACAACAUGGCCGGUCUUUUAGAUCUACCUAUUGAGGUCGUGAAAAUGAUCCUUGAACAGCUAGCUUCAGAUCCCAAAACUUCGGUAAUGGAUUACUACAAUUGGAUAAAAGUUAUGGGAGACUCAGGUGCGGCUGUCAGUGCACUUCUUCGCGAAAAAGUUUAUCUUGUUAACUUGUGUGAAUCAACCUCUGAUUUUGUUCAGACAAUAAGAGGCUACAAUAGUUCAAUUGAUCCAAAAGAUGUUAUCCCCAGUCACGUCAAUCACGUCGUCAUAGCUGCUGAUGAAGGUACUUUUGAUGAGAAAACGCCAUUAGAUUUGCCACAACCAUACGGUAGUAUGAAGAUUUAUUUGGCUUACCAUUACACUGGCAGUCAAAUCAAUCUCAAAAGGAUCCACGCAAAAUACGUCGACAAGUUUCCGUUCGGUUGUCUACGACCAAAUCACAUAAUAGCGAUUGGUCAAGACUCAUCGCAACUGCGAAUUGAGCGGGAUGAUGGGAACAUGUUCGACUCUUAUUUUUAUCCAGAGGCAAAACCACUUUUUCAGAACGUCACCUUCUUCAACGUCAGACAUUUGUUCAUUGACAAGACAUGCCUCUCGGAUUUCGCCCAAAUGAGGCAAGGAAAUCUCAAAUGGAGUAAAAAAGGCGAGCAUGGCGUCAUAUUCGAACGGUUGGGAAAAUACUAUCGUGAAAAUGAGACCUUGUAUCCAGUCAAGAAGGAAUGGGUGACAAAGCAAUACCGAGCAAAUGGUUUUGUCGAAACGCGUGACAUCGAAGUGUAUGAUCGAGACGGGUGCGAAGAACCGAGUAAUGAGCUUCAAUUGCUAAUGAAAAAAUCAUAUCUGACUGCAUACCUUAGUAUGUCAAUGAGCUGCCCUCAGCUUGAAGCUGUUACUUUUGCCCGAGAUGAGAAAGAUGAGAAAGACACUAAUCUCAAUAUGGUCAAUCUUCAUCGGUUUUUGCAAAGCUCAUCGGAUUAUACCCUACAAGAAUACCUCACUCUCCACUCUCUAAGAAACUGGAACCUACCAUCGAUAAGGAUUUUCAGUGGACACAAUUUUCUUUGGCAUGAAGAGACAACGAGCAGUGCCAAAAAAUAUGCUGAUGCUAUAAGUCUCAUCCCUACAAUCAGAAGUCGAGUGCAAAAAGAAAGCCCCGAUGGUCUUCUUCACAUCAAUGCCCAGCUUGUUCCGGACGGCGUCUUACACACGAAGAUCAACAACUGGGUGCCUUUAGAUGUGGAUUUUGUAUCUGACGUCAGAAAGAGCAAUUCACCACUGAUAUGUUUACGACAACCUUGCUUGAAGUCUUUGAAACUUGGAUUACUGGUCUCGAAGCCAGAGGGGAGCCUUACAGUAGAGGGAUUGUAUCUACCACAGCUCGGUAAACUUGACAUAUCGUUCAAUACCGAAUUAGUCCACAGGUCAGUCCGAAAUCCAAUGUUUAACAUUACAUUUUCGGAAUGGAAUGAUCUCAGAGAUUGCAGACUGUUCGACUGCCAGUUGAAUCAAGAAUAUGAGGGACACAUCAAUAUGCUUGUCUCCAACUUGAAGAACGCAUUGCCGCGCCUAGAGUCCAAAAAGUGUUUUAAAGGCUUAGAAAGGAACGAAUCCGUAGCAUUUUCGAGCAAAGGUUUUGUCCUCGACGGAUUAGAAAAGAUAGAGCUGCCAAUCACUAACUGA